UGCAACUAUUGGCAGAGAGAGUGAGAAUGCAUCCUGAAGUGUAUGAGGCUGCAAAGUCAGGAGAUUUUGAUCACUUGAAGAAAAUAAUUUCAGGAAAUGAAGAGGACCUUUUGCACCAAACAACGCCAGAGGAGGACCUUUUGCACCAAACAACGCCAGAGGAGAACAACAUUCUUCACGUUGCGGCCCAAUACAAGCAGGUAAAGUUGAUUAAAGAUCUUCUUCAAUGUCCAUUAGGACCGUUCCUUCUUUGGCAGGGUAACAAAAAAGGAGACACUCCCCUACACAUAGCUGCUAAAGUAGGCAUUUGUGAAGCAAUUCGAGUUUUCACUAAUCUGACGAAAUCACUUGAUUGGGUUGUUGAGAACGGACAAGUUGACGCAUGCAAAGAGCUACUUCGAAAGCCAAAUUCAUAUAAGGAUACAGCUCUACACUAUGCAGUAAGAGGAGGCCAUCAUUCGGUGGUGCAGUUGCUGAUUGAAGAAGAUCCUCAACUGUGCAAUAUAACUAAUGCUGCUGACGAGUCCCCGCUUUAUCUUGCAGUAGAUCGAGGACUUUCUCGUAUCACUGAGCUGAUUUUAGGUGCUUUCUCGUUGUCAUCCUCUCAUAAGGGCCCUAAGGGAUUGACAGCUCUGCAUGUCAUACUCGAUCGCUCAAGAACCAGUUGGUUGAAAAUCUUGGAGAAGAGACCAGAAGUGAUCAGAGAAGGAGAUGAUUUGGGGUGGACUCCUCUUCAUUAUGCGGCUUGCUAUGGCAAAGUCGAAGUAGUUCGACUGCUCUUGCAACAUGAUACUUCUGUGGUGUACGUCUUAGACAAAGAGGGGGAAUCCGCCCUUCAUAUUGCAGCGUUUAUGGGCCACGUCGAUGUCAUUGACGAGCUUGUUAGAUCCCGUCCUGAUGCUUGUGACAUAACAAACGUCAAAGGGCAUACGGCUCUUCAUGCAGCUAUUAUCGAAGGACAAGUAAAUGUAGUCAAGUACAUACUAGGGAAGCCAAACCUGGAGGAUCUUGUCAACAAGCAAGACACCGAUGGAAAUACGCCUCUGCAUAUGGCUACGCUUCAUAAAAAAUACAACGUCAUAUACAUACUCGCACAAGACAAGAGGGUGCACCGUUUGGCCACAAAUAAGGAUCAUUUGACUGCCCUUGACAUUUUUUGUGCUCAUAAGGAGAUGGGCUACAGAGCUGCAAAAGUUCAUCAUCUCUUGGAAGGAUCAAAUGGAAUCCCGUUUUGUCAAGACUGGGUUAUUGAACGUGUUAAGAAGAGGUUAGACAAUCGAUUUGCCGAGGGUCAACCGGCCGUGUCCAUGACCACAGGAAGUGAUACCGUCAACCAAGAAAAUUUUAAUUCGUCAAAGAAAGGCUUUAUCGACCUUCAACUAUUAGUGGCAGGGCUGAUAGCCACAGUGACCUUCUCCGCGGCCUUCACGAUGCCGGGAGGUUGUAACAGCGACGGACCCAACCCUGGAAUGGCGACUCUUGCUGGCAGGGCAGGUUUCAAAGCCUUUGUGAUAUCUAACACUACUGCAUUCAGUUUCUCCAUCCUGGCAUUAUUCUUACAGUAUGAUACUUCUUCAUUGAGCUAUUGCCAACAGGCAAGAUACGCCCGCACCGCAGGACGUUGCAUUUACGCUGCGAUACUCGGGAUGGUGCUAGCCUUUGGUUGUGGUACGUAUGUGGUGUUGACCAGAACCAUCGGGCUUGGAAUCAUCCCUUAUGUCUUGUUUGGUUGUCUCAUGAUUAUUUACGCUAUUGGUGCUUUCCUUGACCCUCACACUCGUUUCAAUCGGCUACGUCGCCCUCCCGGAAGAUACCUACGAAACUUGUUGUUUGAUUAUGGAAUACUCUAGGAAAGCUGCUAGUAAGUUGGGCCGGUUCUACAGUCCCAUGU
Messenger RNA from Syzygium oleosum, 1891 nucleotides. Its product is annotated as ankyrin repeat-containing protein At5g02620-like. Gene Ontology annotation, cellular component: plasma membrane. The coding region runs from base 27 to 1850 and encodes 607 amino acids. NCBI's taxonomy places the organism in Eukaryota, Viridiplantae, Streptophyta, Magnoliopsida, Myrtales, Myrtaceae. The transcript is spliced from 3 exons. Gene Ontology annotation, molecular function: protein phosphatase regulator activity; protein phosphatase 1 binding. The record is from RefSeq and is a predicted model, not a curated record.